Molecule: messenger RNA, 939 nt
Organism: Haemonchus placei
Lineage: Eukaryota; Metazoa; Nematoda; Chromadorea; Rhabditida; Trichostrongylidae
Source: the annotation of a GenBank genome assembly
AUGUUUUCUGUUGAGGUCGAGGUUAGCGAGCUUGCGGGUAUGAAUACCGUCAUAUUACGAAUAUUACCAAUGGAUUCGGCCGAGUAUGCAAUAUUAGUAGAUUUCGUUUUGACCAUCGGUGAGGAGACGAUAGAGGUGAAAAGGGAUCUAUGGGAGCCCGGAAAGAAAGUGCUGGAAAAACACACAGCUAGCAGCGGAUCUCUGAACCUUAUGGUUUGCACGGUGCAACUACUUUCAUCUGUGAACCUGAGUCGUCAGACAGCAUACAGGAAUUUUGAAGUUCGUUGUGGUCCCUACAAUUUUUUUGUCGAUCUUCGAACACUUGCCGAACUUGGUGGACCACUGUUCAGCAGUUGGAAAGUGGAGCAGGAAGCAGGCGUGGAUUUUGUCGAAGUGACUGAGGUAGCACCUGAUGAUAUGAAGAUAUUAUUGCAUGCCACGGCUCGUUUUGGAUCGGUAGUGAUUCACAAGCAAGUUUUUGAUUCUUCAUCACUAGACAAUUAUUUGGUGAUGAGCAUCUUGGCAUCUCAAUAUCGUAUGCUUACUGUGCUGCGUGAAAUUGAAUCAUACUUGAUUAUUGCUAAAAUGCCAUUGAUACGUAAGUUGGAGUUCGCCGUGGAACUUCGAAUGGCCAGACUCUACGAUAUGACGAUGAGAGAAAUUGGUCCGAAUGCUGUUGAAGAGGUGGAUCUUUGGAUAUUUUGUCAAUCAGACUCUGCCUUAAACUGUGUGUCUACUGCCUUUGAAAUCAGUGCCUUCCGAAAAGGUCUAGACAUUCUCGAGCACCUGACUUUCUAUCCCGUACGACCAAUGUGUUUCGACAACGAUACUUCUAUCAGAAACCUAAACUUUGUUCGCAUUCCAACUGCAAUUGAAAAACAUCCAUUCUCUGCCUUUCGAAUCUUAACUCGUAAAGAAUUGGGACACAGGUCCGAGUAA